AUGGGCACUAACACUGAGAACCAAACUAGGCUUAUGGCUACCGAGCCCAUCACAAUCUUGCACCAAGAAUCCGACACCGCAGAGACCCGUGUUCUCUAUGAAAACAUUCCCAAGCGCAUUGUUACUGCUUUCUCGACAAAAUGGAAGGCUGAGUUCCUUAAUACCGCCAAAACCAAGUCUGCCAGCGUCCAAAAGGCACCUGCGAAAGACUCAAUUACCGUCGUCAGCGACAAAUUCGAUAUACACAGAGACAUCGUCAGUUGGAUGCUUUCAUGCUGCGAGAGUAAAGGUGUCCGACCAUUUGCAAACCCAAAAUACAAGCCAUAUAGCUACCUGUACUUUGUCCACACCUGCGCUGCUGUCCUUGAUUGUGAAUACCUUGAAGAAGACGCCAACAAGCGCAUGGAGCGAAUCGCACAACCACAAAUCCACUCAGAAGACGUUCGAGCCCUUUACCUCAUGAACCCUGCCGACAAUAAAAUGAGGAAAUUUCUGGUCAAACAUGUUGCAAUCCGUUUCUGGGAGAAGAGACUCAAGGCCAAGAGUGCAUGCUGGACCUUGAGAGAAGAAGAUCCCGGAAUUCAACAAUGCGAUUGA
Messenger RNA from Rhinocladiella mackenziei CBS 650.93, 597 nucleotides. RefSeq lists its product as uncharacterized. The record is from RefSeq and is a predicted model, not a curated record. NCBI's taxonomy places the organism in Eukaryota, Fungi, Ascomycota, Eurotiomycetes, Chaetothyriales, Herpotrichiellaceae. The coding region runs from base 1 to 597 and encodes 198 amino acids. The transcript has a single exon.